ACCAUUUUUCACCCACCAUACACUCAAAAUACCUAUCGAGCCUAUCAUCUCACUCCUCACUCACCUACCUAGUACACUUCUAUCUAGAUCAAUCUUUUCUUCUCCCCCCACUUGGAAAAUAUUCGACUCCAUGUACUCGUUCGUACUAGGGAUUUAUUCACUAGGUACCUACUAGGUAUUCAAGGUUAUUCUCAUGCGUCAUUCUAUCUACAAGUGAAAAUGGAUCUUAUCUUAGCUCAGCCUCCAUGAAUCCAGAGAAAGAAAGAAAGAAGUGCAAGACGUUACUCUCCUAACCAGCACCAUCUUCUCAUCAAAACUAUCAUACACACUCCAAUGCAAUUGAAGUAACAAACGGCAUUUCACGAGCAGACGAAUAACGACCAUUUUACGUAUAACGCCUAACGAUCUUGUACGACAUAAUACCCAUCUCGAGAAUCGCAAUUGUGUAAAUUUUCCAUCUAAUUCUCUGGUCCACGAAGAACGAACUAUGCGACUCUACCUACUUCCCAUCUCCACGCGGCGAACCCUUAUUUACUGCCAGCGACUUAAUGUUACCACUACAAAUGAGGUUUCCUUACUAGAUAAGACAAGUGCAAAGGCGAAUAAUCUUUGGAAUAGUUGGGAGAAGAAGGAAUCAGGAUGGCAGAAGAAGGUGGUCGAUUUUGGGAACAAGGCCCUGCAAAGAAUACCAUAUGAGGAAUGGGGUUUAAAAUCCAUUCCUCCCUUGUCUAAACGAAGGCGAGCAGAAGAAUUGGGCGACAGAGAGAAAGUUGAGAUCUCAUUUCCCUCAAAUUUUCUUCCACAGGAAAACAUUUCGAAAAUCCUGCAAGUACUUGGCACAGAGAGAAGACAACUUCACAAGACGAGGUUAUGGGGUUCAAUCAUUGGAAUGCCUUUAGUUGCUCCCUUCGCGCUUGUUCCGAUUAUCCCAAAUCUACCCUUCUUCUAUCUAUGCUUUCGGGCAUAUAGUCAUUGGAAAGCGCUAGCAGGGUCUAAACACAUCGACUUCCUUUUGAAGGAAAAUCUCAUUGUACCAAAGCCAUCCAAGAUAUUAGACGAGCUGUAUCUGAGGAACAAGAUUCCGUCUCCCGACUCGAAAAGUGCGGCUGAUACACUAUCAUCAAAUUCGGAUGUAUCGGGUGUUGAGACGAUGCUACUUCAUGCUUCUGAUGGAAAGGAAAUUGCCAAAGCAUUAGACAUACCAGAAUUGCAAAUGGAGCUCGAUCGAGCAGUAUGGCAAGUAGAAAAUGAUCUGGAAGAUAAAAGGAAAAUGAGGGAGGAAAAAGACCAAUUGGCCUUGACCAAGGAGGAGGCCAAGAAAAAAUAGACAGCUUGUUGUACAUUCGUAAUACAACCGAACGUAACAUAUUAGCAAAGGGCAGUCUAGAUUAUGGGCUACCACAAGAGAAAUGACGCAUUGUAAGCAUAGCGAGCGUAUCACGCGCCCAACAAUAUAGAAAUACAAGAGACUAUUCACUACCCUUCAGAAGAAAAUCGUACCAUCAGAUCCAUUAAUCGCCGAUCAAGGCAAUUAGUUUUCUGGGUUAUCAAUUUUGGCGAUGAAUAG
Molecule: messenger RNA, 1567 nt
Organism: Botrytis sinoallii
Lineage: Eukaryota; Fungi; Ascomycota; Leotiomycetes; Helotiales; Sclerotiniaceae
Exons: 3
Coding region: 488-1327 (279 amino acids)
Biological process (GO): potassium ion transport; proton transmembrane transport
Cellular component (GO): mitochondrial inner membrane
Source: RefSeq, a predicted model, not a curated record